Molecule: messenger RNA, 6461 nt
Organism: Labrus mixtus (cuckoo wrasse)
Lineage: Eukaryota; Metazoa; Chordata; Actinopteri; Labriformes; Labridae
Product: adhesion G protein-coupled receptor L2-like
Exons: 23
Coding region: 791-5287 (1498 amino acids)
Biological process (GO): brain development; cell surface receptor signaling pathway; adenylate cyclase-activating G protein-coupled receptor signaling pathway
Cellular component (GO): neuron projection; membrane
Molecular function (GO): G protein-coupled receptor activity; carbohydrate binding
Source: RefSeq, a predicted model, not a curated record
AGGACCGGUGCGCCGUUUCUUCUCGCCUUGUUUGCCUCCAGUCCGGCUGUAGCUCCGACUGUCUGCACGGCGUGUUGGAGGAGACGCAAGGGGGGGGAAAGAACCGGGAGCGUACCGAAACCCAGACUUAAGAAGUCCUACCCUUCCUCUUAGGGGCUGUACCUUUUGGACUGGGCCGCUGGAGAACCCGCACUCAGAGUUGUCAGUGAGAAAAGACGUGCCCGGAGUUUGAUUUUGUAGCGAGACUGGGGCGCAUCUCGUCUCCUUGAAGUGCUCCCUUUUUUUUAUGCAGUGUAACCGUCGGAAAGAGCCUGGGUGCACGCUCAGGAGCAGGAGAAGAAGGAGGAGGAGGAGGGGGGGGAGAAGUAACGAUUAUUACUUUUGAAUAGAGCCCCUCGACAUGGAGCUAUUCGUCCGGUCCUGGACGCGUUGGCUGGGAGAAGAACAGAUACCUGCCAUGGGAAACAACACCACCACCAUCCGCCCGCUGUGAGGAAAGUGGAGCAUGCAGCCGAGCCCGAGCCGUCUUUGUGUGACCCGCUGCUUAGUUUCUGGGGGCCUCUUCUGAAAAACGGAGAGGAGGGGGGCUCCUGGUGUUGAUCUGAAAUUCUCACUCCAUGCCGGGAUCCAUAUUUUGGCACGGCGUACCCACUAUGAAAAGAUGACUGAUGAUGUUUCUUCGAGGACCACUGAUCGUUGACAUCGCCCCAGCUCCCUGAUCUCCCACUGCAACACACUGAACCACUAUAAUUAGCUACCAGGCUCCUGGAUCGUUUGCAUACAGCGCACAAUGGCCUCUGCUCUGUGGAGGUGUCCUGUGUUUCGCUGCCUCCUGCUCCUCCUUUUCUUUCACUGCUCAGAAGGGUUCAGCCGGGCAGCCUUGCCUUUCGGGCUGGUCAGGAGAGAGCUCUCAUGCGAGGGAUAUGCAAUUGAUCUCCGCUGCCCGGGGAGUGAUGUCAUUAUGAUCGAGACGGCCAACUACGGCCGCACAGACGACAAGAUCUGUGACGCUGACCCAUUCCAGAUGGAGAACGUCAACUGCUACCUCCCCGAUGCCUACAAGAUUAUAUCACAAAGGUGCAACAACCGUACGCAGUGUGUGGUUGUCACUGGCUCUGAUGUCUUUCCCGAUCCAUGCCCUGGCACCUACAAGUACUUAGAGGUCCAGUAUGAGUGUGUUCCCUAUAAAGUGGAGCAAAAAGUUUUCAUUUGUCCCGGGACUCUGAAGGGUGUAGGAGCAGCCACUUUCCUGUUUGAGGCAGAGCAGCAAGCGGGGUCGUGGUGCAAAGACCCGCUGCAGGCAGGUGACAAAGUCUUCUUCAUGCCCUGGACGCCAUACCGCACUGACACUCUCAUUGAGUACGCCUCGCUGGAAGACUUCAAAAACGGCCGCCAGACGACCACCUAUAAGCUGCCGCACCGUGUUGACGGGACGGGCUUCGUCGCUUACGAUGGUGCCAUCUUCUUCAACAAAGAACGCACGCGAAACAUUGUGAAGUUUGACCUGCGCACUCGCAUCAAAAGCGGCGAGGCGAUUGUUAAUAAUGCCAACUAUCACGACACCUCACCUUACCGCUGGGGGGGCAAGACGGACAUCGACCUGGCGGUGGACGAAAGGGGCUUAUGGGUGAUAUACGCCACAGAGCAGAACAAUGGGCGCAUUGUGGUGAGCCAGCUCAACCCGUACACUCUCCGCUUCGAGGCCACAUGGGAGACGGCGUACGACAAGCGCUCUGCCUCCAACGCCUUUAUGGUGUGCGGCGUGCUGCAUGUGGUGCGAUCGACCUACGAGGAGAAUGAGAGCGAGGCCAGCAGGAGCCAAAUUGAUUACAUCUACAACACCAAGCUGAGCCAGGGCGAGUACACAGACAUCCUCUUCCCCAACCAGUACCAGUACAUCACCGCUGUGGAUUACAACCCCAGGGACAACCAGCUUUACGUGUGGAAUAACUUUUACAUCCUGCGAUAUGACCUGGACUUCGGCCCACCGGAUCCCGCUGAAGUGCCAACCAUUGAAGAUUUCUCCGUCUCAUCGUUCGUACCCAAGACCUCCUCUGUCAUCACCACCACUGCCGUGUCCACUUUGAAGGGUGAAACGACUGCUGCAGGAGCAGACCCGAGAGAUGGGAGGGACCCCUUUGAGGACAACCGCGGCUUAAGUACAGCAGAGCCCACCGUCCCCGAGAUGCCUCCUACACCCAGACGCUUCUGUGAAGCGACCAGGAGGAGAGCCAUCGACUGGCCCCAGACCCACACGGGGAACACUGUGGAGAGGCCCUGCCCCAAGGGGACCAGAGGCAUCGCCUCCUUCCUCUGCACUGUGGCAGGGACCUGGUGCUCCAAAGGCCCGGACCUCAGCAACUGCACCUCCCACUGGGUGACUCAAGUGGCACAAAAGAUCCGAAGCGGCGAGAACGCUGCUAAUUUGGCCAAUGAACUGGCACGGCACACACAGGGCCCGGUGUUUGCCGGAGACGUGAGCUCCUCCGUGCGCCUGAUGGAGCAGCUCGUGGACAUCCUGGAUGCUCAGCUGCAGGAACUCCGGCCCAGCGAGAAGGACUCAGCUGGACGCAGCUUCAACAAGCUUCAAAAAAGAGAGAAGACUUGCAGGGCGUAUAUGAAGGCGAUUGUGGACACUGUUGACAACCUCCUGAGGCCGGAAGCUCUGAAAUCCUGGAAAGACAUGAAUUCCACAGAACAAAGCCACGCCGCCACAAUGCUACUGGAUACCCUGGAGGAGGGCGCGUUUGUCCUUGCCGAAAACCUGAUCGAGCCAGCGAUCGUCAAAGUGCCUGCAGAGAAUAUAAUGCUGGAUGUGUACGUGUUGAGCACAGACGGUCAGGUGCAAGACUUCAGGUUUCCUCAGACGAGCAAAGGAGGAGCGACUCUUCAGCUUUCUUCUAACACAGUCAAAGUCAACAGUAAGAAUGGUGUUGCAAAGCUGGUGUUUGUGCUGUACAAACACCUGGGUCAGUUCCUCAGCACUGAGAAUGCCACGCUGAGGGGAAUGGGGGACCUUAACAAACGUAACCUCUCCCUCACCGUGAACUCCCACAUCCUGUCAGCCUCGAUAACCAAGGAGUCCAGCCGCGUGUUUGUCGCAGACCCCGUGAUCUUCACACUGGAGCACCUGGAUAAGGAGCACUACUACAAUCCCAACUGUUCCUUCUGGAAUUACUCAGAGCGAAGCAUGCUGGGAUACUGGUCCACUCAGGGCUGCAAACUGCUUGACACCAACAAGAGCCACACCACUUGCUCCUGCAGUCACUUGACCAACUUCGCCAUCCUCAUGGCUCACCGGGGAAACGUGGGGGAGGGCGGCGUCCACGAGCUCCUUCUCACCGUCAUCACACGGAUGGGUAUCGCUGUGUCUCUCGUCUGCCUCGCCAUCAGCCUCUUCACCUUCUGCUUCUUCAGAGGUCUGCAGAGUGACCGCAACACCAUCCACAAAAACCUCUGCCUCAACCUCUUCAUCGGGGAGCUUGUCUACCUCGUGGGCAUCAACAUGACCGAACCAAAGCUGGUGUGCUCCAUCAUCGCCGGUCUCCUCCACUUCUGCUUCCUGGCUGCGUUCGCCUGGAUGUGUCUGGAGGGUGUGCAGCUGUACCUGAUGCUGGUGGAGGUGUUCGAGAGCGAGUUCUCGCGCAGGAAGUACUACUACAUCUCGGGGUACCUCAUCCCCGCUGUGGUGGUGGGAAUCUCAGCAGCCAUUGACUACAGGAGCUACGGCACACAUCGAGCAUGCUGGCUGAGAGUUGAUAACCAUUUUAUCUGGAGCUUCAUCGGACCUGUAACCUUCAUAAUCGUGGUCAAUGUCAUCUUCCUGGUGGUGACCAUGUUCAAGAUGGUGAAGCACUCCACCUCCAUGAAACCCGACUCGUCCCGGCUGGGGGGGAUCAGGUCGUGGGUGAUGGGAGCGUUCGCUCUGCUUUGUUUGUUGGGGCUCACGUGGUCCUUCGGCUUGUUCUUCCUCAAUGAAUCGUCCAUUGUGAUGGCAUACCUCUUCACCAUCUUCAACACACUGCAGGGGAUGUUCAUCUUCAUCUUCCAUUGCCUCCUCCAGAAAAAGGUCCGCAAAGAGUACAGCAAAUGUUUCCGCCAGUCUCAGUGCUGCGGCGCGCUGCCGCCCGAGGGCCCGCACAUUUCAGCAAAGACGGCCACGUCUCGAUCUACGGCUCGCUACUCAUCUGCAACACAGAGCCGCAUCAGGAGGAUGUGGAACGACACUGUGAGGAAGCAGUCGGAGUCCUCCUUCAUCUCCGGAGACAUAAACAGCACCUCCACACUAAACCAGGGGAUGACUGGCAACUACCUCCUAACUAACCCUCUCCUCCGAACCCACGACACUAACCCCUAUAACAACCUGCUGGCAGAAACUGUGGUGUGCAACACCCCCUCUCCACCGGCCUUUCACUCCCCAGGACAGCACUCUCUGAGCAACAGCAGGGACAUCAGCGCCAUGGACACCCUCCCCCUCAACGGCAACUUCAACAACAGCUACUCUCUGCGAGACGACGACUAUGAGGCUGUGGGCGUCAGGGCCCCAGCUGACCUGGGGGGCCUCAACCUGGACGACGCUGCCUUUGAGAAGAUGAUCAUAUCUGAGAUUGUCCACAACAACUUGAGGCCCCGCGGGGCCCCUAAAGGUCGUGACGCCCAGAGGGAGCGGGAGAGAGCCCCGCCUCCCCAGACCAGAGUGACAGUGGACCGAGGUGGGGGCGGGAGCGGCAGUGAGGAUGACGCCAUUGUGGCCGAUCACACCGAGGCCUCAUCCCCCCAGAGAGGAAGUGGACGAGGAGGCCACGUAACCCUGGAGCUGCUCCUGCAUCCCCAUCACAAGGAGGCGCUUGAAGCCCCCCUCCUGCCUCAGAGGACUCACUCCCUGCUCUACAGUGCCCAGAAGGCCCCCCGGCGUCUGGAGGGGCAGGGCGGCCAUGGCUCUGAGACUGUAACUGCCAUGGAGGACACGGGCUCAAACUCACCCAACAAUAACAGAGACUCCCUGUACACCAGCAUGCCAAAUCUAAGAGACUCCCCCUCACCCUCAGCUUCCUCGUACCCCCCUGAGGAGGAGGAGGAGGAGCUCUCCCCCUCACCUCGAAGUGAGAGUGAGGAUGCGUAUCAUAAAAGCAUGCCCGAGCUGGGUGACACCCCCCAGCCCAUGUCCUAUUACCACAUAAACCGAGGCACCAGCGAAGGGUGCAUCAUACCGCCCAAUAAUGAAGAGUGUGCACAGGAGGGAGAGGCGCCCAGCGAUGGACAGAUGCAGCUCAUAACCAGCCUCUGAGCGCCAGUUUUUGUUUUGCACAGGGUUUAAUAGAUGGGCGCUUUCGGGUUGAGGUCCAGAGAGCGGACCAGUCUUGCCUUGCACUCCACAUGCCCUUCCUGUUGGGAGGGGAAGUGAAAUGUUGUUGAGUGGGAAAAGAAAUUAAGAACUGACUUUUUUUUGCACACAGAUCUCAUUAACACACAUAACACGUCCAAUCCGAGGCCGGACAAAUGUGGACUGUGAACGCUCUGCUGUUGGACUCAAGAGGUGCAGAGGAUAACACACAGGCGGCUGUGUCAGAGAAGAGUCUGGCUGUUGUUCUGUGCUGUUGAAGAAUAAGGGAUAAAAAAAACAAAAAACUUGCAAAGCAAAGAACUAUGAAACUCCUGACAUACUCAUGGGAGUCUUUGCAGGACCAGGGUCUUUUUAGUCAUGAAGUAACUAGAACUAGUGUGGCUCCACUACACAGAAAGGACUGUAAAGUUAAGAAACCACUAAUUCAGACUCAGGCCUUAUAUUUUCUCUGUUGCACAUUUAACUGUUGUACCAGUUACAGCUAAAGAAAAUAUAUUUUGCUGUACCUUAGUGUAAAAAGUUGACAAAAAAAGGCAGAAAAAAAAAACGGAGAAGGCAUCCACUCUGUAGUAAUGCCCUUUCAAUGGUAAAACCAAUCUUCAGAUAAGUUCAAUCAAACGGUGGAAAUGUGCUUUUUCCUUCUCACACUUGACUCUUGUAGUAUGUUUGAAUAUAAAAAAAAAAAAAAGUUUGAGAGAUUACAACCAUAUGAAAUCAUGCUCACGUCUCUGCUUGUGAAGUGCUUUUUGCUUUCAUGAAUGAUGAGUUUUCUCGCCAGUAGUCUUUGUUAACACCAGGCCAUGCACAGAUUUGGAGUGAAUUGGAAACUUGUGUAAUUUAUUUUACUUGAAAGAAAUUGUCAGGUUUUAAAGACUUAUGUUCGUGUCAACGCGAUAGGACAGUCUUUGCCGACUUGUUUCAUCCUUUGACACUAAUUAAUUUAUUAACUGGACUAUUCAGAGAAAAAAAAAAAAAAAAGAACAUGGUUGGAAAAGUGUGAACAAGUUGUUGCAACACUGAUUAGGUUCAUUUGAUUUCUUUUGUAAGAGCCCAUCAUCAGCUGAUAUUUAAUUCAACUCCUGUUUGAUAUCAAAUAAAUGUGAAUUUUUUUCUUGUU